This is a messenger RNA of Rhodamnia argentea, 1573 nucleotides long. RefSeq names its product probable mitochondrial import inner membrane translocase subunit TIM21. Lineage: Eukaryota; Viridiplantae; Streptophyta; Magnoliopsida; Myrtales; Myrtaceae. Bases 202 to 1125 code for a protein of 307 amino acids. The record is from RefSeq and is a predicted model, not a curated record. The transcript is spliced from 8 exons. Gene Ontology annotation, biological process: protein import into mitochondrial matrix. Gene Ontology annotation, cellular component: TIM23 mitochondrial import inner membrane translocase complex.
CCUUAACUCCUGGGGAUCGAGUGGGUUUUACAAUCUCCUUCUUCCUCCUCGUCGAUUGCUGCAAAAUUUUUUUUUUCCUGGGAUUUCGAACCUCUUGAGUCCCAGUCGACCCUUUGUUCUUGUUCUUCUGAAAAACCCUAAUUCGAUUGAGAAGAAGGUCGUAGCGGAAGAAAGUGACGGAGUGAGCGAUUGGUAUCUGGGAUGCAGCAUAUAAAGAGAUCUGCCGCGUCUGGCAACGUUCGAUGGACUAGUUUGAUGAGACUACGGAAUGGAUUCUCUCCCCUCUCGGAGCCCAAGCGUUCGAGUUCAGUCUCCGAGGUCGGCCUGCCUUCCUUCUCGUCGGCAGUCGCCACGGGCAAUCGCAGCUAUCUUGUGGAAUCUGUUGUUUUUAAGUCAGGUUAUGUGAGAAGUCCACCUAAGGCCGAACCUAUGACUAAGGAGCUACAUGGGGCCAAAGGGAUCAAUGUGCCCGUAAGAGUUUUAUACAAUGGGGAAUGUAUGAGGCUAUCCACAUCACAGCUUCUAUACACAGGAGCCAAUAAAGAUUGUAGAAUCCCUUCCUUAUCCAGAUCCUUUGCUUCUAGAUCUUCAGAGAAAAAGGGAAAGACUGCAUCAGAGACUAAGAAGGAUGUGUCAACAAUUGAAGAUCCCUUUGAUGCUCCUACGUAUAACAUACCUGAAAAACCAGUCACGUUUACAGAGGGGGCUUCAUACAGUCUCAUCAUUCUUGCGGGGCUUGGCAUUGCAGCUGCUGCAGCAUAUGCUGUUUUCAAUGAGCUCAUAUUCCAACCAAAAGAGUACAAGAUAUUCAACAUGGCUCUGAAAAGGAUUCAAGAUGACAGUCAGGUUAGGAUAAGGAUUGGUUCUCCAAUUACUGGAUAUGGUCAAGAGAGUAGAAAUCGAGCUGCACGCCAACGUAUUCCCCACAGGGUCUGGACUGAUGAAGAUGGUGUAGAGCAUAUUGAGGUCAAUUUCUAUAUCCGUGGGCCACAUGGAGCUGGAAAAGUUUUUUGUCGGAUGUUUAAAGACAAAGUGGAGAAGCAGUGGAAGUUCACGAGUUUGAUUGUCCAAAUCAUGUCACCUUCCCCUGCCCAAUUGUUAUUGGAGUCCUAUGUGCCAGCUUAAAUACUGAAGGAAUCAUUUGACUGAGAUGAAAUGGUCUUCUGCCUUAUUUAUUGUGGAGUAGAUGUCUGACCAAGUCAUGUUAAAACUAUUUUUCAGAAUAGUAAAAUUGCUGUUCUUUUUUCCUCUUCUCAUUUUCAUAUUUUGAUAUCAUGAGCAAGAGGCCCGAGGGGAGUUUUGUAGCAUCUCCACAUUUUUUUAGCCUGGAGCGGUUUUUGGUUCUCUGUUAUAAUUUUCUUUUUCCAAUUUCGACCUGACCAGGAAACUCUUUUCAAUUUCUUCGUAAUGAAUGUGGUUCUUCUGCUGAUUCAAUGAGCAUAGUGUAGAUGCUUCUACAAUGCGGUCAUGGAGGUUUUAUUUACUAUUUCAUGCAAAUCAACUAAUAUAAGUCCUUGAGUUUUUUGGCAUAUUUGUCUCGGUUCUGGUUCAUCAAGAUACGGCAUACAAUCCU